AGCAUUUAUGACUCGUCCCACAGCAGCCAACUUCUGUUUUAGUUUCUGAGUUGUAGAGAGCAGUCGCGGGCAGAGCACGAAGCUGACGUGGUUUCCCCCUCGCGCUCCUUUUUAAUGUCUUCAGUCUGGUUUAAGAAGCAUUUUUUGAGAAACGGAUCCACAACAAACCCAGGGAAAGCCGAGUCCCUCGGGCGGGGGGUGGAGCAGCAGCUGCCAGCUGCCUCGCUGUACAGGAGGCCCAAGUUCCUGCGCGGAGUCUGCUCCGGCGAGAGGCUUCCAGGCAAGCGGCCUAUUUACUGCCCACCCCGGGACAGGCCACUGCAGUGGGGGACGGGCUACGCGGAAGUCAUCAAUGCAGAGAAAUCGGAGUUCAAUGAGGACCAGGCGACAUGCUGUCAGAUAUCCAUCAGGAGGAGGGAGAUUGGCAUGAAGGAGGAGCAGGACUGGAUGAUUCUUUGCGCCAAUCAGUAUCUGGCUGGUUAUUACUGGGCCCUGUUUGAUGGCCACGGUGGCCCAGAUGCAGCAAUAAUCGCCUCCAACUACUUGCAUUACUGCAUCAAGCAGAAGCUGGAGGAGGUGGUGGAAGGCAUCACUGAAGCCCAGCCCCCCAUGCAUCUGAGUGGCUGCUGCAUUUGCCCCAGCGACCCCCAGUUCGUGGAGGAAAAGCAAAUCCAGCAGGAAGACGUGGUCAUUGGAGCGCUGGAGAAUGCCUUCCAGGAAUGUGAUGAAAUGAUUGGUCAGGAGAUGGAAGCUACUAAUCAGUCAGGAGGCUGCACUGCUCUGGCUGCCCUCUACCUACAGGGAAAGCUCUACGUGGCUAAUGCCGGGGACAGCAGGGCAAUCCUUGUUCGGAAACAAAGUGUAGUGCCUCUGAGCAGUGAGUUCACUCCAGAGACAGAGAGGCAGAGAAUCCAGCAGCUGGCCUUUCUCUGCCCCAAGCUCCUGGCAGAUGAGUUCACCCGGUUUGAGUUUCCUAGGAGACUGAAAGGCGAUGACGUAGGCCAGAAGGUCCUGUACCGGGAUUACUCCAUGGCUGGCUGGGGAUACAAGACAGUGGAGAAAGCUGACCUCAAGUACCCUCUUAUCCACGGCCAUGGGAAGCAGACACGCUUGCUGGGGACCCUGGCUGUGUCACGAGGGCUGGGGGAUCAUCAGCUGAAAGUUAUUGACACGGACAUCGAAGUCAAGCCAUUCCUCUCCUACAUCCCCCAAGUGAAAGUGUUUGACUUUGCUUCGCAUAACAUUAAAGAAGAUGAUGUCCUUGUCCUGGCAACUGAUGGCCUUUGGGACAUUCUGUCCAAUGAAGAGGUGGCCCAGACUGUCAGGAGCUUUAUUGACAAAAACAGAACAGACCCAUACAGGUUUUCAGAACUGGCCAGGUGCCUGGUACACACAGCAAGGGGGAAGAAAAAUGGCCAUCAGUGGAUUUUGGAUGGCAACAGCCCGGCAUCCUACGAUGAUAUCUCUGUCUUUGUGAUCCCACUAUAUAACAGGGAUGAGGACUGUUAGUGUGUGUAUAUAUAUGAUUCAUAUAUCCAUGUUAUAGGUCAUUGAGGCCUGGUAUGAAUGACAUGUGCUUGACAUGAAUGCAUGCAUUGCAAGUUAGCAACCAAAGCAAGGACUUAAGGUCAAGGUCUAUUAGAACUCCAUACAAAAACAAUCUUAUGUUCUGAGAAAAAUAUGGAAAGUCAUCAGAAAAGAAAAGAAAACCAGAUGGACUAUGUAAAAUUGUAUAAGAAGUGGAGAAAAUGGCACAUCUUGGAUCAUGGCAGCCUGCCCAGAAUUGUCUCUUUAGAAUUGUGGGGGUAGAAGGCCUAGUAAACAAAGGCAAAGAACCAAUGACACAACAGAAUGGACAAAAAAUGGAUGCCUAUGAUUUCUGCAAAUCAGAGUUGUUUAUUGAUCCAGAGUCCCGUGUGGCUAGAGAUGUGGUUUUGCCAGCUCCCUACAGCUUAUGAUCUUAUCCUGAUGGAAGGAACCUUGCUCUAGCCCUCAGGACCAUUCUGACCUUUUGACUCUGGUAUAGUAUGUUUGGGGGUGUGAAUGUGGAAUGAGUAAGGUGGGUUUUUUUGUAAUCAAUGAAGAGCAUUUAGAGUAUCAUAUACCAAUCCUGGGUGUGGUAUCUGCUUUCUCCCCAUCCCGUAGGGAGACCUGUAUUAUGGGUCUAACAUUAGCAUCAUACAGAAGCUAUAGAACUCUUGUAUAAUAGGGUUUUAUGACUAAGUAGCAGUAAGAGAGACAGGUGUACUUCAGAGAGCACGGUUGUGUGCACACUUUCCAGUAAGAGGAAGAGUUACUGUAGUAAGACAGGUAUUGGAACAGUGCCAGCUUGAGCAGAAGAGAACUUUCCUUUUGCUCCACCCACCUACAAAACAUACUAGCCCACUGUACCAUUUCUGGCAUUAUACCUCUGUAUUACAUCCCCUCAUUCCCUAAUGACCUCACAAGAAUGGACAAGGUCAGAGGGGUUGUAUUGGAUGUCCAAGAACACAAGUUGUCCUUUUCUGAGGCUAACCCAAUGCAUGAUUUAAGUACACUACAGCAGGGUUAGGCUAAAAUGGGGAUUGGCUCACUGAGAAAUACCAAUGAACAUGGUGAUAAUUACCACGGCCUCUGAAAGAAGUUAGGUACAGUUAAAAACCUCACCCUUAAGAUGAAUCAUUAAACAACAGCAGGACAUCUCCAAAGGAGAAACAACCAGCUUAUUGUGCUACUAACUUCCUGACAGUACCUGUAUUUAACCCUUUCAAGAGAAGCCAGUCACUUACUACAAUUGCUUUCGUUCUUUAAUUCACAUGGAUUCCUUCUUUUAAGCAGUUCUCAGAGCUUGUCUACAGUUGAAAUGCUACAGCUGUAUCACUGUAGCACUUCAGUAUAGAAUCUCUCCCAUUGGCACACGUAGAGUCAUUUGCACAGGGUGGGUAGGGAGCGCAUAAGUUUUAUUUCUGGAAAGCUGGGGCUCAAGCAGACUAAACAGCAGCUGAGUUGUUUUUGGUGAAGGUUUGUAUACACGGCUGCAUUCUAUGAGGGCGUGUAGUCAGCUAGAGAUGGAUUCAUACCUUAUGUAUCAGGAGUUGGAGAUUUACAGUUCACUGGAAAAUCAGGAAAGCUGCUGGGAAGGACUGUAGUUCUAGGUGUGGGAACCAUGCAUAUCUGAGGCCUCCAAGUGCUGAAGCAACAGCACCAAGCUCCUCCAUAUCACUAGGGUACCCCUGCAGCCAAUGCUAUUUUAAACAGAAGAUGCUGUUUGGUAAAGGAGCCCUGAAUAAUCCAAUACAACAAAAUAAAC
This is a messenger RNA of Chelonia mydas (Green sea turtle), 3289 nucleotides long. It is a transcript of the gene PPM1M, whose product is annotated as protein phosphatase, Mg2+/Mn2+ dependent 1M. Gene Ontology annotation, biological process: protein dephosphorylation. Bases 115 to 1509 code for a protein of 464 amino acids. Gene Ontology annotation, molecular function: protein serine/threonine phosphatase activity. Lineage: Eukaryota; Metazoa; Chordata; Testudines; Cheloniidae. The transcript has 10 exons. The record is from RefSeq and is a predicted model, not a curated record.